AUACCUUAUCCAUUUGCAUGUACAUCUUUUAAAAUUUUCUUCUUCGUCUGAUGCUACAUGGCUAAAACCUCUGCAACCCUAGCUGCACAGCUCUCAUAACACUCCUUCCCCUUGGUGGUUGUGUCGCGGGAAUGGAAAAAAACGAUGAUGUCCGUUUCAUCCUGGCCUCCAUCAAAGUCCCUGCUUUGCUUAAAGAUCACCCCACUCACAAACGCUCUGCCCUGCCGUUCGGCCGCCAUGACUUCUCAUUUCACCUUCAAAAAGCCAAAGAAUCCAUUCAUCGAUUGGCUACGUCGCUCAUUCGGUCUUGGGGACAGCCAAAUCUUCUAUGCUCGUCUUCGCUCGCCUUAAAUCGACCUGAGCAGGAGCAGAACCCUCGGCGGCUACAGCACGGUAAGGAGGACGAAGAGCGAGUACUCAUUAGCGAGGUUCUGAUUCGGAACAAGGACGGGGAGGCGCUUGAACGUGCAGACCUCGAGGGUGCAGCCGCCGGCGCACUCAGGUUUAGUCGCCCUAAUUCUGCUUUAACGGUGCGAGAAGUACAGGAGGACGUGCACCGCAUCAUUGAUAGCGGCGUCUUUUGUUCCUGUAUGCCAGUCGCUGUGGACACGCGGGAUGGGAUUCGGUUGGUUUUCCAGGUUGAACCUAAUCAAGAGUUUCAUGGUUUAGUGUGUGAAGGAGCAAAUGUUCUUCCCUCAAAAUUCUUGGAGGAUGCAUUUCGUGAUGGAUAUGGAAAAAUAGUCAAUAUACGACAUUUGGACAAAAUUAUCAAGUCCAUCAAUGGGUGGUAUAUUGAGCGUGGAUUGUUUGGAAUGGUUUCAGAUGUUGAAAUUCUUUCUGGCGGCGUACUAAAGCUACAAGUCUCUGAAGCUGAGGUCAAUAAUAUCAACUUACGCUUUCUUGAUAGAAAAACUGGUGAGCCAACAGAAGGGAAGACCAAAACUGAGACUAUACUUCGACAACUCACAACCAAGAAGGGACAGGUUUAUAGUUUACUUCAAGGAAGAAGAGAUGUAGAAACAAUUUUAACUAUGGGAAUAAUGGAAGAUGUGACAAUUAUUCCACAACCAAGCUCAGAUGGACGUAAGGUGGAUUUGGUAAUGAACCUGGUUGAGCGUCCAAGUGGUGGUUUCUCUGCAGGUGGGGGAAUAUCAAGCGGGAUUACAAAUGGCCCUCUUUCAGGACUCAUUGGGAGCUUUGCUUAUUCUCAUAGGAAUGUUUUUGGGAGAAAUCAGAAGCUCAACCUUUCACUAGAAAGGGGGCAAAUUGAUUCCAUCUUUCGAAUAAAUUAUAGUGAUCCAUGGAUCGAAGGAGAUGACAAAAGAACGUCUAGAACUAUAAUGAUUCAGAAUUCAAGGACUCCAGGAACUAUUGUCCAUGGGGGUCAACAAUCAGGCCAUAGCAGUUUGACGAUCAGACGAGUUACUGCUGGAAUUGAAUUAAGUCGCCCAGUUAGACCCCAAUGGAGUGGAACAGUUGGUAUAAUAUUUCAGCAUGCUGGUGCGAGUGAUGAUAAAGGCAAUCCCAUUAUCAGAGAUAUUUAUAAUUGCCCUUUAACCGCGAGCGGCAAUACAUAUGACCAAAUGCUGAUUUCAAAACUUGAAGGUGUAUAUACAGGCUCUAAUGACUAUGGAUCUUCAAUGUUUUCCUUCAACGUGGAACAGGGGAUUCCAUUACAUUCUGAAUGGCUAUGUUUCAACCGUGUGACUGCUCGUGCUAGGCAAUGGCUAGAAGUGGGCCCAUUACGAUUCCUUUUAAGCUUAUCUGGCGGCCAUGUGGUGGGAAAUUUCUCUCCUCAUGAAGCAUUUGCAAUAGGCGGAACCAACAGUGUAAGGGGAUACGAAGAAGGUGCCUUGGGUUCUGGACGAUCAUAUGCUGUUGGGAGUGCAGAGAUGUCUUCCCGCUUGGUUGGACCGGUAGAAGUUGUUUUGUUCGGUGAUUAUGGUAGUGAUUUUGGUUCAGGCUCAACUGUUCCAGGUGAUCCUGCUGGAGCAAGGGGAAAGCCUGGCUAUGGCCAUGGGUACGGCGUGGGCAUUCGUGUGGACUCUCCUUUGGGGCCCCUCCGCCUGGAAUAUGCCCUUAAUGACAAAUAUGCGAGGAGGUUCCAUUUUGGAGUCGGCCAUAGGAACUAAAAGUUUUGGUCUCCUCCCCCAAAAUUAACCUCAGGUUUUAUAUUCUCAAUAUAUGCUUUCCUUAGCGAGGUUCAAUUAGCUUGAGAAGAAUCAAUGGAUGAAAAUUUUGAUUAUUUGUUAAGCUCUUUCCACUUCCAUUCAUUUUAAUUUACCUCACUCUGCUUUCAAACUUUUAACUACGUCUUGCAGCAGUAUUUCGUCAAAUUUCAGUACUAGCCUGUUACAGAAAAAGCCUGUAAAAAGAUGGCUGUUUUUUCAUGCCCUAAUCUAAAUAUAUUUCUCAUUUUUUAUUGGAAUAUAUCCCACAAUAGGAAUUUAGAA
Messenger RNA from Phalaenopsis equestris, 2453 nucleotides. Its product is annotated as outer envelope protein 80, chloroplastic. Lineage: Eukaryota; Viridiplantae; Streptophyta; Magnoliopsida; Asparagales; Orchidaceae. Bases 132 to 2132 code for a protein of 666 amino acids. Gene Ontology annotation, cellular component: outer membrane. The record is from RefSeq and is a predicted model, not a curated record. Gene Ontology annotation, biological process: chloroplast organization; embryo development ending in seed dormancy. The transcript is spliced from 16 exons.